UUUUUCUUCCCUGUACAAAGGGUGGACUCAGCCGCCAGCCGGGAUGUCGGAGAAAAAGAUGUCGUUGAGCCGUACAAAUCAUCUGAAGAGCUUGUUGCUUCAGAUCGGCCAAGUCAUGCUGGAGCAGGAGGCCCAGAAGGUGGAGGAGGAGAAGGGGAAGUACAUGGAGGACAACUGCCCCCCUCUCCUCAUCCCUGGCUCCAUGCAGGACCUUCAGGAGCUGUGCAGGAAACUUCACAAGCAGAUUGACUUGGUGGAUGAGGAACGUUAUGACAUGGAGAGCAAAGUGGCAAAGUCCAAUAAGGAGAUUGAAGACCUGAAAAUUAAAGUCCAGGACCUGAAGGGCAAAUUUAAGAAGCCAGCCCUGAGGAAAGUGCGCAUGUCUGCCGAUGCCAUGUUGGCCGCUCUCCUGGGCUCUAAGCACAAAGUCUCCUUGGACCUGAGGGCCAACCUCAAACAGGUCAGGAAGGAGGCCAAAGAGGAGGAGAAACAGUCAGGCAACUGGAGGAAGACCAUUGAAGACAAGGCCGGCAUGGAGGGCAGGAAAAAGAUGUUUGAGACAGAGGCUUAAAGGUUUUUCCAGUUCCUCUUUGGGUUUACAGAUCC
Lampris incognitus (smalleye Pacific opah) is the source of this 606-nucleotide messenger RNA. Its product is annotated as troponin I, fast skeletal muscle-like. Lineage: Eukaryota; Metazoa; Chordata; Actinopteri; Lampriformes; Lampridae. Bases 44 to 571 code for a protein of 175 amino acids. The record is from RefSeq and is a predicted model, not a curated record. Gene Ontology annotation, cellular component: troponin complex. Gene Ontology annotation, biological process: muscle contraction. The transcript has 6 exons.